AUGACUUCACAGAUCUACAACCAGAAGAAGUUCGUGCCCACGCCGCCCGAGAAGGGUUCCUUCCCCCUGGAUCACGAAGGUCUCUGCAAGAAGCAGUUCCUGCUCUACGCCAGUUGCUUGCGAAGGAACGCCCAGGAUACGAGCCAGUGCCGCGAGGACGCCCAGAACUACCUCGCCUGUCGCAUGGACAACAAUCUUAUGGAAAGAACCGAGUGGUCCAAGUUGGGUUUUCACAGCGACAGCAAGCCGGCAAAGGAAGAGAAACAAGACAGUAGCAAUUAGUCAUACAAAUAAUCAUGAAACCAGAACGUAAUGUGAUCCUGGCGGCCACGGGCAGUGUGGCCACCAUCAAAAUGUCCCAAUUAAUCAAGGAGCUCUCCGACGAAAGCCUGCCCUUUAAAAUCCACGUAAAAGUCCUCAUCACUGAGUCGGCCAAGCAC
This is a messenger RNA of Drosophila ananassae, 440 nucleotides long. Its product is annotated as cytochrome c oxidase assembly protein COX19. NCBI's taxonomy places the organism in Eukaryota, Metazoa, Arthropoda, Insecta, Diptera, Drosophilidae. Gene Ontology annotation, cellular component: mitochondrial intermembrane space. The record is from RefSeq and is a predicted model, not a curated record. The transcript has a single exon. Bases 1 to 282 code for a protein of 93 amino acids. Gene Ontology annotation, biological process: mitochondrial respiratory chain complex IV assembly.